UGAACAAAAGGCCAUGUCAUGUUUGACUUGUGAAAUACUUCUUGUUUCAUUGGUUUAUUCUUGUGGUCCUAUUUCAUUUCACCUGUCUUCAACCUUGGAGUGAUACAUGUACUUGAGAUGAAAUACUUCCGGAAUGAACUUGAGCAUAGCUUUCCUCCUCUUAUUCUACAAGGCACUGAUCUCUUUUGGUGAGAAAUGUCCAGGGAACUCCGACAAAUAUAUUUGGAGAGAUGGGAUAUAUUGUCAAAAGAUCUAUAACUGUCCCCCAGGUCACGAAAUAGUUGCCUGUGUACGUAAUUGUACCCCAGAAUUGUGCCAGUCUUGUUCUGACGGAAAAGUUCAACCAUUUCAAAUACACUCAAGUACCACGCCAGUAACAAAUAGGGAAUGUUUCCGACCCCAAAAAGAAUGUGAAGAUAUAGACCUCGUCCCAAUCCGAAAUGGCACCGCUAGUCCAGCAUGUGCAAAGGCAGAUGUUUGCCAAUGUGAUUUAUCCAAUUGCUGGUACGGCCGUAAUCCAUGCAGUUGCGAAAGGUACUACGACCAGUGUCCCGAAGAUGAAUAUUUAUUUGUUGACGGGAAUUCUCCAAGUUGCAAGAAGUGCCCAUACGGCACAAGGAAGAAAGGGAAAGGCUGUGGACCAUGUGAAGUGAUUGAUUCAUUUAGCCAGAAUAUGACGGCCACCGCCCCAGCUAUGACUGUUUCCGUUACCUCUGAAAUAUCCAGUUUGCCAUCCAUCGUCAAUAAUACUGCAGACACGUCUAAGAGUGUACAUGUUUUAUGGACAGUUAUUGGCACAGGAUUGCCCGUUGUUGUUGUUGUUGUGUUGGUGGUUCUAUCCAUCUGUUUAAGAAGAAAAUGUCGUUUUUGUGGCACACCUAAGCGAAGAGGCAUUAGCGAUGAAGAAAAUGUAAAUUCUGCUGAAGAUAAUCAAAAAGAAGAUGACACGGAAAAUGCAAUUCCAAUCGGAAGUUUCACGCCACUUAUCAUGUCUGAUUCAAAAGAAGACUUGAUUAGCCAUACGCCAAAAUCACCAAUUGUUUCUGAAACUGAACAACCAGGAGCAUUUCAUCCAUGUGACCCGCGGGCAUUAAGACAAAGACCUUUCAACGAUCAGGGUUCUUCUUUAGAAGAUGAUUCAUAUACCACUAAUUAUCCGGAAACAACAGAAGUCUCUGAAGAGACGAAUCUUUCGAAUCAACAAUCAUAUACAGACACUCCAUUGGUGGACACGAUUGAAAGAACGGAAGGUGUCGACUAUAUAUUAAAUAAAUUAAACGAGGAUAACUGUGAAGUAAAGCAACCAGUUCAAUGUGAGGAAGAGACAUUAAAUUCACAGACUUCCCAGAAAUUUCCACAUAGCGAUUUCACACAUCAGAAGGAGUUGUGUGAUCAGGUUUUUCAGAGUUUAACUGAUGAAAAGUUGUUGUGCUCUACUCAAAUUUCAGAUAAGACUGACCUUAAAACACAUAUAGAUUCUUUUCAUGAAAUAACUCAACAGAGAGAUAAACCCUCUUGACAGUGAAGGGAAAGAUAUCUUGCUCUUAAAAGGAUAAAAGAGUAUUGUUUUCACUCUUAAAAAACAAUCACGUAUAUUCCAUUAACUACAGUUAUGUAUGGUAAUACAUGUAUUUAUCAUCUAGUCUUAACCAUACUGUGCCAAAUGGUCAAGUGAGCCCUAUCUGUCUUCCUGUCAUAAAAAUGAAUAAUGUCAUUUUAAAACCUGAAGAAGAAUAUGACUUCAAUAAACAUCACAUGGUUAUAUAUAAUAGAUACUGUAAAUCAAAAUUUUGAAGAGUUUUGCCAACAGGUAUUUACAGAAGUCGCACUGUUCUAUUGAUAUUUUUUUUUAAAAAACACUCCCAUUUUUUUCCAAGAAAAAAAAAAGAACUUCGAGUCUCUUCUGUGUCCUCUUUUAAAGCUCCUUAUGAAAGUUUUGACGUUUCUUGCCCAUAAAUCUGUAUGUACUCUAGAUUAUAUUUUGCACACAUCAAGAAAUACCGGUACGUGUAUCAUGUACAUAAAUAGCUUCCAAACUAAGAAAUCAUGUUAUUUGUCUUGGUUUAGAACCAUAAUAGAGGGACUUAUUGGAUAUUCAUUUGCCGUAAAAUUGAAGGAAAUUGACUCGGGUGAUCAUUAUGGCAAAUGAUAAUUUUUUUUUCUUCUAGUCAGUGUUCUUGAAUAAAGAACAGUAGUCAUCGCCAUAAACACUUCAUUCUGAUAUUUAUAACGUCAUCAAUGAUUCAUAUGUGACGUAUAUUUGAAUAAAUACAUUUUUACAAUUGGCA
Saccostrea echinata is the source of this 2288-nucleotide messenger RNA. RefSeq lists its product as uncharacterized. The transcript has 12 exons. NCBI's taxonomy places the organism in Eukaryota, Metazoa, Mollusca, Bivalvia, Ostreida, Ostreidae. The record is from RefSeq and is a predicted model, not a curated record. Bases 134 to 1519 code for a protein of 461 amino acids.